ACACAGUUCUGUGUAAGGAAGAUUGUUCUGACUACAGACAGUUGAUUUUUCUCAAGUACUUUUUCAUGGAACCUUGGUGAAGUUUAACUGCUGGCCGCAAGAGUCACCAUCCCCUAAUGCUCAUGACAUUACUCAUUGCAGAUGGCGUCCUAAAGCACAUCAGACAAGCCAGAGUCUCCACACCAAACGAAAUGACACACUGAGGACAUAAUGCAGGUGAUAUCUGCAGUCAGAGAAGGACAAAUAUAUGAGGAUGUCAUUUGCUAAAAGAACUAAGUAAGUUUUCACAAACACUGAAUGGAAUUCCUUCUUCAAACACAGUCAGCAGUGGAAUGGAUCCCUUUCAUGCUUGCAGUAUUCUCCAACAACUUAAAACAAUGUAUGAUGAAAGACAGCUGACAGAUAUUGUAGUGGAAGUUGAUCAUGGGAAGACAUUUUCCUGUCAUAGGAAUGUUCUUGCUGCAAUCAGUCCUUAUUUCAGAUCUAUGUUCACUAGCGGCCUUACAGAAAGUACCCAGAAAGAAGUUCGUAUAGUUGGUGUUGAAGCAGAGUCAAUGCAUUUAGUAUUGAACUAUGCAUAUACCUCCAGAGUAAUGCUGACAGAGGCCAAUGUCCAAGCUUUGUUCACUGCAGCUAGUAUCUUCCAGAUCCCUUCCAUACAGGACCAGUGUGCUAAAUAUAUGAUCAGUCAUUUGGACCCACAAAACUCUAUUGGGGUGUUUAUCUUUGCUGAUCACUAUGGUCAUCAGGAACUCAAAGACAGAUCACAAGACUACAUUCGUAAAAAGUUUCUGAGUGUCACCAAAGAACAAGAGUUUCUCCAGCUGAGAAAAGACCAACUCAUAAGUAUACUGGACAGUGAUGACUUAAACGUAGACAAAGAAGAGCAUGUUUACGACAGCGUUAUAAGAUGGUUUGAACAUGAACAAAAUAAAAGAGAAGUGCACCUUCCAGAAAUAUUUGCCAAAUGCAUCCGAAUGCCUCUGUUGGAAGAAACAUUUUUAGAGAGAAUCCCUCCCAUGUUUGCAAAGGCUAUAGCCAAAAGCUGUGUACAGAAGGGACAACCUAGUGCCAAUGGGUAUACACAACGGCUUGGAAUGACUGCUUCUGAAAUGAUCAUAUGCUUUGAUGCUGCCCACAAACACUCAGGAAAGAAGCAAACAGUGCCUUGUUUAGAUUCAGUCACAGGGAGAGUGUUUAAACUAUGCAAACCACCAAAUGAUUUGAGGGAAGUUGGAAUUCUUGUAUCACCUGAUAAUGAUAUUUACAUUGCAGGAGGCUACAGGCCAAGCAGCAGUGAGGUCUCCAUAGACCACAGAGCAGAGAGUGACUUUUGGAUGUAUGAUCACUCUGGCAAUAGAUGGCUACCUAAAGCUCCUUUGCUACGAGCCAGAAUAGGCUGCAAACUGGUUCACUGCUGUGGUAAACUGUAUGCAAUAGGUGGUCGUGUUUAUGAAGGAGAUGGCCGAAAUUCACUAAAAUCUGUGGAGUGUUACGACAGCAGAGAGAACUGUUGGACAGCUGUCUGUCCAAUGCCUGUAGCAAUGGAAUUUCAUAGUGCUGUGGAAUAUAAAGAGAACAUCUAUGUUUUACAGGGAGAAUUUUUCCUCUGCUAUGAUCCACAGAAAGAUUACUGGGGUUUUUUAACCCCAAUGACUGUGCCUAGAAUCCAAGGCUUGGCAGCUGUAUACAAUGACUCCAUCUACUACAUCGCUGGAAUCUGUGGAAAUCAUCAGCGUAUGUUUACCGUAGAGGCCUAUGACAUCGAGCUAAAUAAGUGGACUAGAAAAAAGGACUUCCCAUGCGAUCAGUCCAUUAAUCCGUAUAUUAAACUGGUACUCUUCAAAAACAAACUCCAUUUGUUUGUCAGAGCCACUCAAGUCACUGUUGAAGAACAUGUUUUCAGAACCAGCAGGAAGAAUUCACUCUAUCAGUAUGAUGAGGUUACUGACCAAUGGCAAAAAGUGUAUGAGACUCCAGAUAGGCUUUGGGAUUUAGGCCGGCAUUUUGAAUGUGCUGUUGCUAAGUUGUAUCCGCAGUGUCUUCAGAAAGUUAUUUAAUUUUAUUCGGUAACAAGCCUUAGUGAUUUCAGUGGUAUCUGAUGUUAGAGAAAACAUGUCUUAAAAGAAAACAAAGAAAUUGUCAGUAUUUAAUGUAAGCUGAAAGAGACAGUUUUUUGUACAUGAGGAUGGGUGCUCUUUAAAGGUUGCAGGCUGGGGAGGGAAUUACUGGUUCAUUUUAAAAUUGCUGAUAUUUUCCAGGGGAGCAAGAAGGAGGUUACAAGUGCAAUUAUCAGCAUUUUUUUUCUGGUAAACACUUAAUCAUGUCAUUCUUGAGGGGUGUUUUUUGAUAAAAGUAAACAAAGCAUAGAAGAGCCAGGAUAACUAUGCACUACAAUGAAAGAAAUUAGCAUUAAUAGCUAAGGACAUCCAAGCUAGUUUGAAGUGACUUUUUUUUUUUUUUUUUUUUAAUACGGGUAAAAUCCUGAGGCAAUAUCACUUGGUCUUUAUUUUAGAUCAACUGAAAAUACAUAGAGGAAUGCUAGCUCCAGAUUCUCUUUUUUUUGUACUGUUUUGAAGUCUACUAAAAUGUUCGUAAUGUUGUUUGUGCACUACCUUAGUUUGGGAGAAAUAUUGAAGUUGGAAGCAGAAUGUGAAGUAUAUUUGUCUGAAACAGAAAAGGUCCGCUAUCAUUUUCUAUCUGUGGGCUUUGUUAAAAUCAAGCUAACAGUAUAAAUAGCUAUUUUCUGCCAAUUAAAUGUAGUGCUCGAAAAGCAGUUUUGACACUGCUUAAAAACAUUUUCCAUCCCAUAAAGGGCUUAAACCCAAAAGUUGAUGGUGCUAGUACAUUUUAAUACUUGUAUGUCUGAAAUGAAUGCCAACCCUACACCACUAUUUAAAACAGCCUGCUAUUAUUAAUGGAGUCUCUUCUUAGGACCCUAUCCUGCCAUUGUGGAGUUGGUUUUUUUAACAUAUUUUUACUGCAGUGCGAGUUCCUGCACAGAAUGAUGACAGGAUAUGGCCUUAGUGGCUAUUAAUUUUGUGGAGAGCUCAUGCUGCUUCUCAUAAAGUGUUUGCAUGUGCUCAAGUAAUACUGAAAAAUGUGGCUUAACUUGAUUAUUCUCCUUUUUCCAAACCCCCACAUUACCUUUCACUAUUCUGUUCUGACCUAUAAUGUGAAAAAUUUUGCACUACUGAGCUGUCUUCAUGAUCCGAUUUAUUAAAACAAAAUUGUCCACAGAAAUCCUUGGUUUAAAGAAUUUUAAAUGCAGGUGUAGAAUAAGGAUUCAAUAUAUUAUAACACUUUCUCUGUGGAUUGAACAUCUAACUUAUUUUUCUAAUGACAAAGUAGGCUUAAAGUUUAGCUGCUUCUUCAAUCGUUAAAACUGGAUGUAAAAGGGAAAAGUUUAAUCCUAGAGCUCAUAUCAGCUCUACUGUGCCAGGUGUGUAAUUUGUUGCAAAUCUUGUUCUUUCCAGAGUGAAGCAUGUUGUAUCUUCCUAUAUAUUUAACUGAUUAACUUCUCAAAUUGAGGUAAAGGAAAGCUGAUUUAUUUUAAAUUGAUAAUGGUAAGCAUUGUAGCAAAGGAUGGCCAUUAUCUGGAUUAACAGCUGUUUCCAUAAACCAAAUGUUUCACUCAGUAAUAGUUUAACACCCUGGCAUAGCUGUUGAGAGAUUUUGGAUAACAUUGACUCAGUGUAUGGCCUUGUUGUCACAAAGUAGGAUUUCUUUUUUAAAGAAACAAACUCACUUGGUUUUGUUUUUUAAAUCUUGCACAAAAUAUCAAAAAACGAACUGUGAAAACUAAAAGGGAAAAAAAAAAAAGCCUCUUUGCAUUUACAUACCUCAUUGUUCAGAGAUUGACCAGACUGCUUCUUUUAGAUGUGGGUGCUAGAACAUCCCUGAAACUGUUUAAGAUCGAGAGCAUAUGCAUAGUUGCUAAGAUUGCAUUUUUAAACAAUGUUAAGGUAUGUGGUUUCUCUUUUUGUUUAGUUCCUUCAAGAUACUAUUGUUAUCCACAGCCAACAAUAAGAAUUUUUCUUAUAAGGCUAUUUCCAUGGCUUUUUUUUUUUUUUACAUUUUCCAUAGUCCUUGGCUAGCUCUAUUUGUGCUAUUGUAGGACUCUAGCUGCAAACUUUCUGAAGCACCCUCCCUUACAGUAUUGCAUUAGUGUGUAAAACUUUUUUCUUCCAAAAAGUGUUAUGUAACUUUUUGUUGUUUUUUAAAAGCUUUGUUGACUAUUUACAAGAUUUCUUGCUGCUUUUUGACAAUCUUCUAUAUUUAUUUAGUAGAACAAAUUUCAAUAUAUUACUUGAAAAUAUUAAAUAGAAUUUUGAGUUAACAAUUGACUGGUCAUGUGAUGUAUAGAAGUACAAUAUGCUGUGGUUAAUUCUGCAGUAGGUUUGUUAAUUUUGUUUAUCUGCACUAAAGUACGAAGAUCUCCAUUUUCUUUAACCAUUCAAAAUAAGAUUGUGAUCCAAGACUGUAAUGUGCUUAAAAGCUAAAUCCUGGAACUUGCAUAGGAGUAGAAAAUACUGAAUCUUAUGCAUGAAUAAUUUGUUUAAACAGAAAUAUAGCUGAGACAUUUUGCCACUUCUUAAAUGCUUUUAAAUUCUUUAAAAGUCCGAUAACUGGUAAAGUCUUGCUGUAGCAUCAGACUUUAAAAAUAAACUUGCACAGUUUGAGAACAAUUGAUUAAAACCGCACCAAAGGUACUCGUACUUUACAUGUGGCUCGCUGCAUCCUCUCUCUGCCCAUUUAUAAUUUCUUCUGUCUUGUUCAGACUGCCCUUAUUAAAUUGACACUUACUCUUAUGCUGAUACUUUAAAUUUAAAUAUUGCCCCCUCCCAAUCUUAUCAAAAUACAAAAUAAUUUGUAUUCUCCAUUUUCUUCUAAAUUUUGAUGUCGAUUAAAUCACUAAAACUGAUCUUGGUGCAUCAGACGUGUAGUGAGUAUGAUCUGCAAGAAAUCGAAGAGCUCCCUGUUGCUGUUUAGAAAUGGCAUCCAAUGUUCAGUGCUCAGGUAUGUUAGUAAGAAGUACUGUAGUUCUAUGAGGGCAAAUGUGUGGAUUUUUAAACAUUUUGCCAUAAUUGCACAAUUUUUGCAUUUUUACUUAAUGUCAUGUUACGUUUCUUAUAAUAAAAUAAACCUA
Mauremys mutica (yellowpond turtle) is the source of this 5149-nucleotide messenger RNA. It is a transcript of the gene KBTBD8, whose product is annotated as kelch repeat and BTB domain containing 8. The coding region runs from base 333 to 2060 and encodes 575 amino acids. Gene Ontology annotation, molecular function: protein binding. Gene Ontology annotation, biological process: neural crest cell development. The record is from RefSeq and is a predicted model, not a curated record. The transcript is spliced from 6 exons. NCBI's taxonomy places the organism in Eukaryota, Metazoa, Chordata, Testudines, Geoemydidae.